Molecule: messenger RNA, 867 nt
Organism: Oldenlandia corymbosa var. corymbosa
Lineage: Eukaryota; Viridiplantae; Streptophyta; Magnoliopsida; Gentianales; Rubiaceae
Source: the annotation of a GenBank genome assembly
AUGGUUUCAGCGAUACGUCUUGGCCUACCUCUUCUUAAUCCGUACUUGGAUACAAAUGCAUCCUUCGUCAAUGGAGUGAAUUUUGCUGUUGCCGGCUCUCCUGCUCUUGAUUUUCCCUUCUUUGUACCGAAAGGGAUUGUGAUUCCACCUACCGUAGUUCCCCUCCCCGGCCAAAUCAAUUGGUUUAGACAAUACUUGGCCUCUAUCUGUUCUUUGCCAACCGAAUACUUGACCAAGCUAAGAAAUUCGGUGGUGUUUCUGGGAGAGAUUGGAGGAAAUGACAUCAACUAUCCAAUAUCACAGGGCAGAUCCCUUCAAGAGAUCUACACUUACAUACCAUCCAUCACAGGAGCCAUCGUCAACGGCAUAAGAGACGUAAUAGGGCUUGGCGCGAGGCGAAUAGUGGUUCCCGGAAACUUUCCAAUCGGUUGCCUCCCAUUUGUUUUGACCUUAAUCGCCAACACCAAUGCAACAAACCCGCAACAGUUGGAUCAAUUUGGGUGUGCAAGAAGUUACAAUGAGUUGGCUAUAUAUCAAAAUAACUAUCUCCAAAAUGCUCUGAACUCUCUGAGGGUACAAUACCCAAAUGUUACCAUUGUCUAUGCUGACUACUACGGCGCUUUCAUUUCAGUUCUUUCUCGUGCAUCCAUUCUUGGUUUUGACACGGCAAAUUUAUUCAAAGCUUGCUGCGGGAGUGGUGGCCCAUAUAACUACGAUGGGACUCUAUUUAAUUGCGGAAAACCGGGAUCCACUGUUUGUCCAAACCCAAGUAGUUACAUAAGUUGGGAUGGAUUGCAUCUCACACAAGAAGCUUACCGUCGAAUCUCAGAAGUCCUCAUUUCCAUGAUUCUCCCACAAUUGCUGUAA